Saccoglossus kowalevskii is the source of this 1181-nucleotide messenger RNA. RefSeq lists its product as uncharacterized. The record is from RefSeq and is a predicted model, not a curated record. Lineage: Eukaryota; Metazoa; Hemichordata; Enteropneusta; Harrimaniidae.
CGAGAACCACCCCGAGAGCAUUGUACAAUUUCACGGCUUCAUCGCCUCAACGAUACGUUCUCUGACAAUUCACGCUUCACACGCCAUACAUACUGCUGACGGGUGUUCGGAGUUCGCUGAGAAACCUUUACCGAAUGACGAUAUUACUUAGAGUGGAUACCAAUUAGUAAAUCGGAUAGUAUAUUUUCUGUUCAUUUGGCGCUAAAUCGUUUUCGUGAGGGUUUCUAUAUCUUUCAGAGAAUGUACACGAAACCUUCGCUUAAAUUUGCUGCGCUCGUGGUUGUCGUAGUAACCACAGGAGAUGCAGCAAGUGUGUCUGGAAGCAGUCGAUACGACGAUGACGACAUAGGAUGGAGCAAUUUCAUCGAAUGGCCGGAAGAAAUGACAGCAGAGAAGAGUGGCGUAGUACGUUCUCUAAACGUCGACGAGGGAAGGAUCCCGCUCCUCGUACAGCCUAAGUACCAAAGGGUGGAAGAACUAAUCGACCCUGAGAUGUAUAUAAAGCAUGGACCAAAGAAAAUUGUUGGCGGGAACAACGAGUUGAAAGAAAUGGGAUUGUGGCAACCAGAAAAACAGCAACCCGACGCCGAUUACAGUGGCGAUUACGACCAAACACACCAACAGCCGUCCUCCGAGUUUGACCCAAGUGACAAAGACGAAGACCAGCUGCGAAAAGUGAGUGAUAUACAGUUUGGGAAUUAUUUGAAGAAGUCUCCCGAGCAUCCGCCACAGUACCCAGGUGGCUUACUGUGGUCGUAUAAAACAAAAAAGGGAUUCGCUGCACCACGUCGAUAAAACACCAACAGUACGGAAUUAUUUAUAUAGCUAUUCGUAAUAUCGCUGAUGCAUGUGAGCGAUUGGUAUUUGUCACGUUGGUGUAUCAUCAUCAUCAUCACCAUCAUCUUCUAACAAAUAUCAUAACCCCAGGAUUCUUCAGAUCAUUCUUUUUCUUUAUCUUGUGUGGAUUUGUUACAUUUUCCUCUCCACACGUCCAUGCCUUGCUCAUUAUCUAUCGAUCACGACAACAUGUUCAAAACGUACACUCUUACGCACGUAUAGAGCGAUCGUCGCCGAAGGCUUUUCGGGAACUUCAAGAAAAGGCACUGAAUCGCCGCCAAAUUACACAGAAUUCCUAUAAUGGUCAACCAAUAUUGAAAUUGUAGAACGUUUCAUCACUUUUG